Megalops cyprinoides (Indo-Pacific tarpon) is the source of this 2575-nucleotide messenger RNA. Its product is annotated as BMP/retinoic acid-inducible neural-specific protein 3-like. The transcript has 8 exons. NCBI's taxonomy places the organism in Eukaryota, Metazoa, Chordata, Actinopteri, Elopiformes, Megalopidae. Gene Ontology annotation, biological process: positive regulation of neuron differentiation; negative regulation of mitotic cell cycle. The record is from RefSeq and is a predicted model, not a curated record. The coding region runs from base 114 to 2402 and encodes 762 amino acids.
UUUACUUUCAUGCGACAAAACGUCAUCUCUGUGAUAUUCAGAACUUUAAUUCCCAAGUUUUCGAAUUCAGGACAAAAGGAGUAUUGAGAGAAUGAUGACUCCCAGGGUGAAGCAUGAGGCACCGGCGCACCGCUUUUAGACUUACGUGUCUAAUGCUUCUAUGGGAGUGUAUGACAGUAAGCCUUCACUGCUGGUUUUUGGCCACCGCGGCGAGUUCUAGUGAUGUCGCCGGUCCCCUUGGCUGGCUCUUGUCGGAUAAAGGGCCCUUUCACCACUCCCAGGAAUUCACCGAGUUUGCGGAGCGCUACCAACAGGGUUUCACCACCAGGUACAAGAUUUACAGAGAGUUCGGUCGGUGGAAGAUCAACAGCCUGGCGCUGGAAAGGCAGGAUGGCAGUGGCCUCGCUGUGCCCCUCGACCCCGAGUUCAUGCAGAGUGUCCGACUGCUGGGGCGUAGGCCCAAUGCCCAGAAGAUCACAGAGAGCAUAAUCCGGAAAUACGGCACACACUUUCUGCUGUCUGCAACGCUAGGAGGCGAGGAGUCCCUGACAAUCUUUGUCGAUAAGAGGAAGCUGAGUAGUAGGGCAGAGGCAAGAGACUGGAACAGCACUGGCAUCACCCUGGAGACACUCCACCAGCUGGCUGCCUCCUACUUCAUUGACAGGGAGAGCACUCUGCGCAAGCUGCACCACCUCCAGAUCACCUCCACUGCCAUCAAGGUGACUGAAACAAGGACAGGCCCUCUUGGAUGCAGUAACUAUGACAACCUCGAUUCCGUCAGCUCGGUCCUAGUUCAGAGUCCUGAAAACAAGAUUCAAUUACAAGGACUGCAAGUGAUUCUUCCCGACUACUUGAGGAGUCGUUUUGUGCAGGCUGCCCUCAGCUACAUCGGCUGUAACACCAAGGGUGAACUUGUGUGUAGGGACAGUGACUGCUGGUGCCGCUGCAAUGCCGCCUUCCCCCAGUGCAACUGCCCCGAGGUGGACCUCCGUGCCAUGGAGAACAACCUGCAGCACAUCCGAGAGGCUUGGGCGCUUGCCAACCAGGAGUUCGAAGAAUCUGAGGAGUUCCAGAUCUUUGUGGGCAGGCUGCCAACAUUCUAUGCUUUAAACAUGUCUGCUGUUCAGUACUUCUGGAAGCUGGACCCGGGAGUCCAGCAACGGUACCAACAGCUGGAGACCACCACCAGCCUGCUCCUCACCAAGGCUCACGGGAUCAUCAACAAGCUCUUUGCCCUCAGCAAGCGGUGCCUCACACAGCCCAAAAUCGUCAUCCAGAAGGAGAGGUCUUUCAACUACUGGCUGAAUUACAUCCUGUCAAUCAUGUACUGCAGUGAGAACAAUCACAUUGGGAUUUAUGCAGAGGAGACGCGGAGCUGCUCCUGCCCGUACGAACACCCCAGCUGCCACGGGGCCAUCCCAUGCACCGUGGGAGAGGGCGUCCUCUGUGCCUCCUGCUCGGUGGAAAAUCGCUCACGCUGCGCCGACUGCAACCCAGGCUACAUGCUCAGUCAGGGCACCUGCCGUCACGCAGUGCCUGACUCCACCGACCACUACAUAGGCUUUGAGAUGGACUUGCAGGACCUGGAGAUGCGCUACUUGUUGCAGAAUCGUGACAGCCGCAUCGUGGUGCAUGCCAUCUUCAUCAGCAAUGACAUGAGGCUCAACACGUGGUUCGACCCCUCCUGGAGGAAGCGCAUGCUGCUCACGCUCAAGAGCAACAAGUACAAGUCCAACCACGUGCACAUGCUGCUGGGCAUGACCCUGCAGAUCUGCCUUACCAAAAACAGCACCCUGGAGCCUGUGAUCUCCGUUUACAUCAACCCCUUCGGUGGCAGCCACUCAGAGAGCUGGAUCAUGCCCAUCAGCCAGAACAGUUACCCUGACUGGGAGAGGACUAAGCUGGACAUUCCACUGGACUGCUACAACUGGACGCUGACUCUGGGCAACAAGUGGAAGAGCUUUUUUGAGACGGUCCACUUCUACUUGAGGAGCCGGGUCAGGGCCUCAGCAGCCAAUGGGACAGGUGCUGUCUACCUAGAGCCAUUGGAGCUGGCUGAGCCCGCCCAGAACCUGGGCUACAUGAAGAUCAACAGCAUGCAGCUGUUCGGCUACAGCAUGCACUUUGACCCUGAGGCCAUACAGGACCUGAUCCUGCAGCUGGACUACCCCUACACUCAGGGAUCCCAGGACUCAGCCCUGCUGCAGCUUGUGGAGAUCCGGGAUCGCAUCAACAGACUGUCGCCCCCGGGGCCCCAGCCUCUGGACCUGUUCUCCUGCCUCCUCAGGCACCGGCUAAAGCUGUCUGCCACUGAGGUGGUUCGCAUACUCUCUGCCCUGCAGGCCUUCAGUGCUAGGCAGCCCAACUCCAUAGAAUAUGAGACAACCAAGCUGUGUAGCUAACAAGCAUGGCAUAGGCUAGUAGCGCUAGAACAGAAUCCAUUUAAUCUUUAAAGGAGCAUUCAAAGCUAUUCCUUUAACAAACUUAUUGGUACUCUCAACAGACUGCAGUCUUAAAACUGUUCAUUGGAGUUUGAAAUACGUUUUCUACAAAGUGAAUAAUUUGAAGGUAAAGC